UGUGUCUGUCUGUAUGCAUGUGUAGAUAUGUUUAGGUAUGUAUGUAUUGUGUCUGUGUUUGCGUGUGUAUAUAUGUGUGAAUAUGCAUCUGUGUGUCCGUAUGUGUUGUCCAUAUGUGUCUGUAUCUAUGGCUCUGUUUGUGUAUUUGCAUGUAUGUGUGUGUGAAUGUGUGUAUAUGUGUGUAUAUUGUAUGUAUCUGUGUGUGUCUCUGUGCCUGUGUCUGUGUAUGUGUUUGUGUGUACGUUUGUGUGUGUGUAUAUAUGUAUGUGUGUGUAUGUUUAUGUGUAUAUCUGUAUAUAUCUUUGUGUGUCUGUGUGUAUGUGUUGUACAUGUGUGUGUUGUGUGUUUGUGUGUGUGUGUGUAUGUAUCUGUGUGUCUCUGUGCCUGUGUCUGUGUAUGUGUGUGUUUGUGUCUGUGUGUACGUUUGUGUGUGUGUAUAUGUUUAUAUGUGUGUGUAUGUCUAUGUGUAUAUCUGUAUAUAUCUUUGUGUGUCUGUGUGUAUGUGUUGUACAUGUGUGUGUUGUGUGUGUUUGUGUGUGUGUGUGUAUGUAUCUGUGUGUCUCUGUGCCUGUGUCUGUGUAUGUGUGUGUUUGUGUGUGUAUAUGUUUAUAUGUGUGUGUAUGUCUAUGUGUAUAUCUGUAUAUAUCUUUGUGUGUCUGUGUGUAUGUGUUGUACAUGUGUGUGUUGUGUGUGUUUGUGUGUGUGUGUGUAUGUAUCUGUGUGUCUCUGUGCCUGUGUCUGUGUAUGUGUGUGUUUGUGUGUGUAUAUGUUUAUAUGUGUGUGUAUGUCUAUGUGUAUAUCUGUAUAUAUCUUUGUGUGUCUGUGUGUAUGUGUUGUACAUGUGUGUGUUGUGUGUGUUUGUGUGUGUGUGUGUAUGUAUCUGUGUGUCUCUGUGCCUGUGUCUGUGUAUGUGUGUGUUUGUGUCUGUGUGUACGUUUGUGUGUGUGUAUAUGUUUAUAUGUGUGUGUAUGUCUAUGUGUAUAUCUGUAUAUAUCUUUGUGUGUCUGUGUGUAUGUGUUGUACAUGUGUGUGUUGUGUGUGUUUGUGUGUGUGUGUAUGUAUCUGUGUGUCUCUGUGCCUGUGUCUGUGUAUGUGUGUGUUUGUGUCUGUGUGUACGUUUGUGUGUGUAUAUGUUUAUAUGUGUGUGUAUGUCUAUGUGUAUAUCUGUAUAUAUCUUUGUGUGUCUGUGUGUAUGUGUUGUACAUGUGUGUGUUGUGUGUGUUUGUGUGUAUGUGUGUGUGAAUGUUUGUGUAUAUGUGUGUAUAUCGUAUGUAUCUGUGUGUCUCUGUGCCUGUGUCUGUGUAUGUGUGUGUUUGUGUCUGUGUGUACAUUUGUGUGUGUGUAUAUGUCUAUAUGCAUGUGUGCAUGUUUAUGUGUAUAUCUGUAUAUAUCUUUGUGUGUCUGUGUGUAUGUGUUGUACAUGUGUGUGUGUGUGUUUCUGUGGGCAUCUUGAGGGAUGCUUCCAACAAUCUCACAGAGGCAAAGCAGCCACAGUCGUCUGUUCUGCUCUCUUGGGUACUUCCCAGACCAGUGAAAUGAAAGGCAGGAAACCCCCGGCCUCCGAGGAGAAAAGGGAACUGGCAAGCGGAGGGUGGGGAGAUGACGGUAAGUGGAGCAGGGUGGGGAGAGCACAGGCCGUGUGUGUGCACAUGUGAUCACGUCCAGGGAAUGACACUGUGGCAUCCCACAUCCAGAGACUCCCUGGAGCGACUAGGGACCAGCAGCCCAUGGGGAACUUAGUAGGAGUCAAAUCCCAGCCCCACUCUCCGCUGCUCUGCUCUCUAUCACAUUGUGAGGUGGCCUAGAGGAGGCACAGGCCAGGAGGGAGAGGUCCCAGGAGCCUGUGAAAUGGAUCUGGCCUGGCUCCCAGCUGGGCAGGAGCACAGGACUCCAGGACACUGAGGACCCCACCCGGCCCAUGGCCAGCACCCACCUGUGCUGGCACCUGCUUGUCCAGGGCUGACCAGGGAGAUGACACUGGCCCGGGGGCUGCUCUGCAUGGCCCUGCUGGCCCUGUGCUGGGGGCACAGCCUGGCAGGGGAAGAAGAAACUGUCCCGAUGCAGACGCUUCGCUGCUACAAUGACUACACCAGCCACAUCACCUGUAGGUGGGCGGACACGCAGGACGCCCAGCGGCUCGUCAAUGUGACCCUCAUUCGCCGGGUGAAUCACAGGGACCCUCCGGAGCCAGUGUCCUGCGACCUCAGCGAUGACAUGCCCUGGUCAGCCUGCCUGCAUCCCCACUGUGUGCCCAGGAUAUGUGUCAUUCCCUACCGGAGUUUUGUCAGCUCUGACACUGACCGCUUCUCAUUCGAACCAGACAGGCCUCUGGGCACCCGGCUCACCGUCGCUCUGACCCAGCAUGUCCAGCCUCCUGCGCCCAAGGACCUGCAGAUCAGCACCCACCAGGACCACUUCCUGCUGACCUGGAGUGUGGCCCUGGGGGUUCCCCAGAGCCAGUGGCUGUCCCAGGGGGACCUGGAGUUUGAGGUGGUCUAUAAGCGGCUCCAGGACUCUUGGGAGGAUGCAGCCAGCCUCCUCUCCAAUGCGUCCCAGGCCACCCUGGGGCCGGAGCACCUCAUGCCCAGCAGCACCUACGUGGCCCGAGUGCGGACCCGCCUGGCUUCAGGUUCUCGGCUCUCAGGACGUCCCAGCAAGUGGAGCCAAGAGUUUUACUGGAACUCCCAGCCAGGGGACGAGGCCCAGCCCCAGAACCUGCAGUGCUUCUUCGACGGGGCUGCCGUGCUCAGCUGCUCCUGGGAGGUGAGGUGGGAGGUGGUCAGCUCCGUCUCAUUUGGCCUCUUCUACAAGCCCAGCCCAGAUGCAGGCUCUGCCAUGCUCCUCAGGGAGAAAGAGUGCUCCCCAGUGCUGAGGGAGGAGUUCAGCAGCCUCCACAUCAGACACCACUGUGGGAUUCCUGUGCCCGACCCCAGCACCCACGGCCAGUACAUCGUCUCCGUUCAGCCAAGGAAGGCAGAGAAAUACAUAAAGAGCUCAGAGCACAUCCAGAUGGCCCCUCCAUCCCUCACCGUGAGCAAGAAUGGAGACAGCUACAGCCUGCACUGGAAAGCAAUGAAAAUGCAAUACGAGCACAUAGACCACACAUUCGAGAUCCAGUACAGGAAAAACUCGACCACGUGGGAGGACAGCAAGACCGAGACCCUCCCGAACGCCCACAGCAUGACCCUGCCAGCCCUGGAGCCCUCCACCAUGUACCGGGCCAGGGUGAGGGUCAAGACCUCCCGCAGCGGCUACAAGGGGAUCUGGAGCCAGUGGAGUGAGGAGCGCUCCUGGGAAACUGAGUGGGCGCUGCCUGUAUGGGUGCUGCCGCUCAUCGUGGUGCUCCUCACCCUCGCUGUGCUCGUGGCCCUCCGCUUCUGUGGCAUCUAUGGGUACAGGCUGAGCAGAAAGUGGGAGGAGAGGAUCCCCAACCCCAGCAAGAGCCACCUGUUCCAGAACGGGAUUGCAGAGCGGUGGCCUCCAGGCAGCAUGACGGCCUUCGCCAGCAGGAGCCCCCCAGAGCAGGGGCCGUGGGACAGCCACUUCUAUGAGCUGGAGGGGGUGUUCCUUGUAGGAUUCAAGGACAGUGAGGUAUCACCUCUCACCACAGAGGACCCCAAGCAUGUCUGUGAUCCACCAUCUGGGCCUGACACGACUCCAGCUGCCUCAGACCUGCCCAAAGAGCAGCCCCCCAGCCCCCGGCCAGGUCCACCUGCCCUCUCCCACACGCCUGAGAACCAGGCUUCCAGCUUCGACUUCAACGGCCCCUACCUGGGGUCUCCCCAAAGUCAUUCCCUGCCUGACAGCCUAUGCCAGCUGGAGCCCCCACAGGCAGGUGGCAGCCAGAAGCCCCUGCCUCCAGGAUCCCUGGAAUAUCUGUGUCUCCCUGCUGGGGGGCAGGUACAGCUGGUCCCGCUGGCCCAGUCGACGAGGCAGGGCCAGGCCGUGGACAUGGAGAGGAGACCGAGCCAGGGGGCUGCGGGGAGCCCCUCCCUGGAGUCCAGGGGAGGCCCUGCCCCUCCUGCUUUUACCACAAGGGUGGGAAAACAGGACCCAGAGGACAGCCCUGUGGCUCUGCCCACGAGCUCUAAGGACCCUGAGGACCCUGGAGAGGCCUCUGGUUACGUCUCCUCUGCAGAUCUGGUAUUCCCCCCACAGUCAGGGGCCUCACCUGUCUCCCUGGUUCCCUCUCUGGGCCUCCCUGCAGACCAGACCCCCAGCUUCUGUCCUGAGCUGGCCGGUGGACACCCUGGAGCCCCAGGCCCUGUGAAGUCAGGGUUUGAGGGCUAUGUGGAGCUCCCUCCAACUGAGGCCCAGUCCCCCAGGUCCCCACUGAACAAUCUUGUCACCCCUGAGGCCAGCAGCCCUGUCCUGAACCCAGGGGCAGAUGUAUCCCCAACAUCCCCACACUCCGAGGGCCUCCUUGUCCUGCAGCAGGUGGGCGAGUAUUGCUUCCUCCCUGGCCUGGGGGCUGGCCCUGUCUCACCCCGGAGUAAGCCCACUUCCCCGGGAUCCUGUCCCGAGAUCAGGGACUCGGACCGGGCUUUGCAAGUCAAGAAGCCCCCGGACCAGGCCAUGCCCCAGGUGCCUGUCAUUCAGCUCUUCAAAGCCCUGAAGCAGCAGGACUACCUGUCGCUGCCCCCUUGGGAGGUCAGCAGGCCUGGGGAGGUGUGCUGAGACCCUCAGACCUUGACAGGCGAGGGGACCGAGAGGGCUUGCCUUCCCUCUCGUCCGGCCUUCCUCAGUCAUUUCUGCAAGGUCAAGGGGCGGCCUCCUGUUGAGGUAGCUGGAGGCGUGGGAAAGGAGUCAGCUUUGCUCCGGCCCCCUUGACCUUCAGCAAAUCACUUCUCUUCCUGCGCGCAUGCGCGCGCGCACAUAUACACGCCCACAUUUUUUCCUUGACAUAUUCCAUCUCCCCUUCAUUUUCUUUUUUAUCAAGUUUCCUUGCAUUUGCCAUUUUUCUUCCUCCUGCCACUGAUCUAUUAUGAUAGUGAGGUUGAGGUCUGAGCUGAGCCUUGUCAGACUGAGACGCAUCUGGUUGUGUUUAGGACUUGUGUGGGCUGCCUGUCCCCGGCAGGCACUGAUGCACAUGACAUGAGUCUCAGAUACGUGCAAAGGCGGGAGGUGCCAGGUGGGCACUGUGGGGGUUAGGGCUUGGAAGAGUGGCACAGGUCUGGGCACGCUCAGGGGCCUCAGGGAGUUCAGACUAGCCUCGAUUGUCACUCCGAUAAAUGGGCAUGAGAGGCUGUUUGGGAGCUUCUGGGGAGCCCUGCUGGUUGUCUCAGUGAUGUCUGUGGGGCCUCCAGUCUCCUGAGACCCCAUGUCAUGUAGAGAAGUUAAGAUCCAAGUGAUGGGCAGGCUUGUGAGACCUGGAGAACAUCGGGAGGGGAGUCCAGAACCCACAUCUACUGCAGAAAAGUGCGGGAAAACUGCUAAACAAAGCAAAAUUCUCCCAAAGGCAUAUACACUUUCAGGCUUUUAGUCCAAGUGGCCACUCUUUCAGACAGACCCUGUAACCCUCACUUCCACGGGCCACAGAUGAGGGGCUGCUGGUCUAUGCCUGGGCCUGCAUCAAUGAUUAUGGUUCUUUUAAAUCUUUCCCUUUCGGAUACAUGAAGAAUAGUGGCAUUAAAUUGCUUCAAUUUGCAUUAUUUUAGUUAUCCUGUUUGCACAUAUCUUUAUAGGCAUCUUAGGCAUUGGUUAGUUUUUUUUUUUUUUUUUUUUUUUUUUGCCAAUCAGUUUGAGCUUAUGAGGUUGCUCAGGUUAGCCUUGAACUCAUGACCUCGCCUUCACAAGCACCACGACCUCUGGAGGGAGCCACUUUGGCCCCCGGCAUUGGUUAGUAUUUUUAACUGGGCUAAGUCCAUUAACAGUCUUUGUUCUGUUGGGCGCUAUCCUUUCUCAUUAAGUUUUCUCAGCUAUUUACAUAUGGCCAGAUGGUGGAGUCUUUUUCCCCCAAAUCUGUGGGUUUGUCUUACAAUGUUGUAUGUGAGCCUUUUUGGUGUACAAAUGUGAAUGCUUCUGUGAUGUCAAAGAGCUCCCUAGUAAACCCCUUCUUCACUUUUACUGCCAAAUUUAGAAAGGUCUUCCCACUGCAAAGCAGCGUUUGUCUUAACUGAUAUAUAUUUUUCUAGUUCUUUUUGUGUUUCAAACUUAUCAUGUAAAAUUUUAAUUAUUUUUGAAUGGAUGGAUGUUAGAGAUGCCUUCGGUAUUUGUUGAAAUUAUUUUUCUAUGUAUCUAAAGUGUCACUUUUGUGAUAUAGGAAAUCUUUGUAUAUACACUGUAUCAAUUCCUAGGCUUCCUAUUUUGUUACCUUGUUCUCUCUAUGGCAUCCACCGUUUUGAUUGUUGUAGCUUUAUGAUAUGUUUUAAUAAGUGGUAAAGCAACUGUUCCUGUUAUUUUUGCUCUUAAAUCCCUGUUCAUUACAGCAAUGUUGGUGGUCAAAGAAAAUGAUAAACAACUUAAAUGUUCAAUAAUGCUGAAGUUCAUAACAUUUUACUACAUCGUAAAGUAGAAUCCUCUGUUCAUAAUGAACAUAAUGAAUGUAUUAGAAAGAAGUCUGAGAUAUUAAUUCCAAAAUAUCCAGACAUUGUUAAAGGGGAAAAGAUUGCAAUAAAAUGUUUGUAAUAUAAA
Messenger RNA from Callithrix jacchus (white-tufted-ear marmoset), 6633 nucleotides. Lineage: Eukaryota; Metazoa; Chordata; Mammalia; Primates; Cebidae. The record is from RefSeq and is a predicted model, not a curated record.